Molecule: messenger RNA, 1997 nt
Organism: Sebastes umbrosus (honeycomb rockfish)
Lineage: Eukaryota; Metazoa; Chordata; Actinopteri; Perciformes; Sebastidae
Product: cytochrome P450 3A27-like
Exons: 12
Coding region: 141-1709 (522 amino acids)
Molecular function (GO): steroid hydroxylase activity; oxidoreductase activity, acting on paired donors, with incorporation or reduction of molecular oxygen; heme binding
Source: RefSeq, a predicted model, not a curated record
AUGCACCUUGUCCUGUUACUCUAAUGCAAUGAUCUAUGAGCCAUGAUGGUCUGGGUAUCCGAUGAUAGCCAUGUUGUUUGUAAAUCUCAAUUUGUUCAAUAAAAAAAAAAAACUUCGUUCAAGACUCGAAUCACAACAGCAUGAAUCUCUUCCUGGAGCUCGAGCCCAGAGCUCCGCCCAGCAGCGAGCUUUUAGGUCACAAGUUUCUCUGCGCACUUCUUCAUUCUUCCUCUCUGCGUCCAGCUGUUCCUCCUCCACAAACAACAUGUUCCUCUUCACCAUGUUUUCAGCGACUACCUGGACUUUACUGGCUCUCUGUUUCACCCUCAUAUUACUGUAUGGCAUUUGGCCAUAUAGGUUUUACAAAAAACGCGGAAUACCCGGACCAAGACCCUUUCCUUUCCUCGGAACACUGCUGUACUUUAGGAAGGAUGUAUGAUGCACGAUCACCGGCGAUAAUGGUGGCAGACCCUGAGAUGAUUAAAACUGUGCUGGUGAAGGAGUGCUACUCUGUGUUUACCAACCGCAGGGAAAAUCAACUGGCAGGACCUUUGGAAGAUGCAAUUACUGCAGUUAAAGAUGAAAGGUGGAAAAGAAUGCGGAGCACCUUAUCACCAUGCUUCACCAGUGGAAGAAUGAAACAGGUUUUUCCCAUCGUUGCUCGCUAUGCAGACCAACUCACUGAAAAACUCGGACGAACAAAUUUGGAUGAACCCGUUGAUGUCAAACAAUUCAUGGCACCUUAUAGUUUGGACGUUGUGACCAGUGCAUCUUUCAGUGUUGAGGCAAACUCCAUAAACGAUCCAGAUGACCCACUUAAUAUUCAUCUCAAGAAGAUCCUGAACUUCAGAUUGUGGCCUUUCUUUUUAUUAAUGAUAUUUCCUUUUGCCAGCCGUCUGUUGAAGCUCCUGAAUAUUGAAGUCAUGCCCAGACUCAGUGUGGAUUAUUUCUACAACAUUAUCAAGAGAUUUAAAGACGAGCAUCGUGCAGACAAAUCUGUUCGAGCAGACUUCCUGCAGGUGAUGGUCCAGAAUGAGAUACCAGAAACAGACAUAAAGAGUGAACAUGAUCAGCCAAGUAAAGGUUUGACUGAGCACGAGAUCCUUUCCCAGGCUUUCAUUUUCAUCUUUGGUGGCUAUGAGACCACCAGUGUCACUCUCACGUACAUCCUUUACAAUCUGGCCACCAACCCUGAUGCGAUGCAGACCUUGCAGGAAGAACUCGAUGCCAGCCUGCCCAAAGAUGCUCCCGUUUCAUAUGAGGAUGUGCUCGGUCUUCAGUACCUGGACCAGGUUAUCUGUGAGUCCCAGCGUUUGCUUCCCACUGCACCUCGGCUCGAGAGGAUGUGCAAAAAAACGGUGCAGGUCCACGGCAUCACCAUCCCUGAAGGAACCAUAGUUGGCAUUCCUGUGCACCUGUUACACAAGGACCCACGCUUCUGGAGCUCACCUGAGCUUUUCAGACCAGAGAGGUUCAGUAAAGACAGCGGGGAGGAGGUGAACCCGUACGCGUACAUGCCGUUUGGGCUCGGUCCUCGUAACUGCGUCGGGAUGCGCUACGCUGUCCUCACCCUGAAGAUGGUCCUUGUCCGUCUCCUGCAGAAAUACACCGUGGAAACGUGCAAAGACACUGUGAUUCCGUUGGAGUUUAACUCCUUGUUCCAGCCGAUACAGCCAGUAAAACUCCAGUUCGUUCCCAGACAGCAGUAGUCCAGGAGGGGAGCAUCUCCAAUUCUACCGUGCUUGUGAAUUGCUUGUUGUUGAUUCAACUGCUGACAUCAUGAGAUUUCAAGUUUUGUAUAUCAAAUGUUUAUUCUACUCGAUGAGUUAAAUAUUAUUUAACUCAAACCAUAUUUAACUCAACGCACCUUGAACAUCUGUUUUUUCUUGAAAUGUUGAUGAAUCAAAAGUAUUUGACACUUUAUAAUAACCAUCAUUUAUAAAUGGGAAAUUUAUAUUUCAUUAAACUUAGUUAACAGUUAUUUUACUGUUAAAAAA